Messenger RNA from Prorocentrum cordatum, 924 nucleotides. Lineage: Eukaryota; Dinophyceae; Prorocentrales; Prorocentraceae. The record is from the annotation of a GenBank genome assembly.
AUGUUGCCCUGCUGGCAGAAGGGAAGACGAGGACAGGCGGCAGCCUCGAUGGAGGCCAGCCCCUCGCCUCAGAGAGCCCCGGACGUGUCUGCUAGCGCAGCGCGCCCCCGCUCGCGCGUCGGAGGCGGCUACCAGCUCGACCAGAGGGGUCGUGCCCUCAACGCGUCCAGCCCCGGGGUGUCGUCGAGCAUCGCGCUGACGCUGCGCCCAGGGAGCGAUUGCACCUCGGAGCUCCUCCGGCUGUUCGCGCGGCUGACCAGGUAUGCCUCCGAGGGCGACGUCGAUCGGGCCGCCGAGCACCUGAGCAGCAGCGGCUUCCAGGCCAUCGCGGAGGAGCUGAGAGCGAGGCAGACCGCAGCCACGUCUGGCUUCGGUGACGUCGGCCACGAUCCGGGGGACAGGAUCUGUUUCGAGCCGGACCACGACUUCGUGCACUGGGUCGCGGAGCGCAAGGCAGAUCCCGACGCGAGAAGCACAUGUGUGUUGUGCGGGGAGAACGGGAGCAUGGGUGUUUGGUUCGGUGUGGCAGCUGCCGAGCGCUGUGGUGGCACCUGCUUGGGGACGAGCAUGUCGACCAGCGUCGGGUCCAGCGCCAGAAAAGAGCAGCGACGAGACCCCUUCGAGGAGAGCUCCGUGAGGAGGCACGCCAGUGCUCCCUCGGGCAGCAUGGCGGUCGCCUGCACCGGGCGCCGGGCUCCCGCGCCGUCCCCCUACCAGACGACUCCCUCCCGCGCGGCGGCGAGGCCCAGCUCGGCCUCCCCGGCCGGGGAGAAGCCCUGGACCCCGAACGGCGUGCCGAGCCGCCUGUCCACCAGCGUGCCCCAGAGGCGGGCCGCGCGCGCCAGCUCCGCCGGCGGCGCGAGGCCGCGGGCGGAGCCGCCCUGCCCCCGGCGGGCCCCCCGGCCGACGUCCCUGCGGUGGUAG